Misgurnus anguillicaudatus (oriental weatherfish) is the source of this 2183-nucleotide messenger RNA. NCBI's taxonomy places the organism in Eukaryota, Metazoa, Chordata, Actinopteri, Cypriniformes, Cobitidae. The record is from RefSeq and is a predicted model, not a curated record.
UGUCAAUAACUGUGCAGCUCUAACAGGAAACAUCAGAGUUUGUGUUUGAUGAAGUUAAUUUGUGUGUACAGUAGGGUUGCAACCUUCAUUUCAGUUGGCAGGUGUAAGAGCUAAACUCGUGUGUUUGUUCUCUAAUGAAUAACUUUUAUAGGUACACAUCACAUCAUGGAAAUCUGAAGCAGUCUUAAUUUAGCAGUCAUACGCGCGCGGUUACCAGAGACAUCUAUCAUCAUGGCCCAGUCAUCUUCUGAAAGCUGUUUAGAGUCUGAGCUCAUCUGUCCCAUCUGUCUCAGUAUCUUUCUCGAUCCAGUCACACUCCCUUGUGCCCACAGUUUCUGCCUCGCAUGUCUGGAAGCCCCCGAGUGUCAAAAAACACCUCAAGAACUUUGUUGUCCAGUGUGUGGAGAGCAACAUCUCAACCCAGAGUCCCUACCGAGAAAUAUUAAACUUAAAAACAUUGUUGAGAGCCUCAAAGACAACAUCAGACUCACAGACGGAGCUGAGCUUCAAUCCACUGUAGAAGACAACAUGGUCAACAAUAGUGAUGGAUCUGUUGAAGCAGACACUGCAGAGGAAAACUGUCAGUCAGCAGAAUUAGAAAAAGUCGUUCCUUUGGAGACUGAAUCGAAUAAACACAUGUCUAGAUUACUACCCAUAAUGAAUAGCUUACAUGAAAAGCUUGCUGUAGUGGAUGAUCUGGUGACUAAAGAGAAGGACAGAGAGGCUUUAGUAAAGGCAACCCAUGCUGAUUUAAGGAAAGAGGUUAGCAGCAUACUGGAGGAAAUGACAGAGCUGAUGAAGACGUACAGCGUUACUGGUAUGAAGCUUCUGGAGGUUGAGUUGAAGCCCAGAGAAGAUGCUGCACAAAAUAGGGUUGUACUGCUUUCAGACCUUCAGCAGAAAUUAAGGACUGCAGAACUUCAGAUCAAUACCCUGAUGGAUGGGAACGAUAGCACCUGUUUUAGUGAUGAUAUCCAAAAGAUCGAAUCCCAAGUUUCCAGCUUGACUCUGGAGCCAUUAAACGAUUCUUCGAGUGAAUUGUUUAGCAGUUUAAAAAAAGUCUGCACGGAAAUGGAACAACACAACGCUCAACUCCGUCUCGGGCUGGGAUCCGCUCAGAGAGCUUUACGAAUCAUCCUCAACCCUUCGGAGGUGACGUUUGACCCUGAGACCAUCCACCCCAACCUGCUCUUGUCUGAAGAUCUAAAAACUCUGACUUUCAGUGUAGUAAAGCAGACGUAUCCGGCCGGUUCUCAGAGGUUUUCCAGUUUCUUCCAGGCUCUGAGCUCCCAAAGCUUCUCCAAAGGAGAACAUCUUUGGAGCGUGAAGGCUGAGGGUUGUCCCUGGGUUUUAGCUCUGUGUUAUGGUGGGUUGGCCCGCUCUGGUUUUGGUAGUGGGCUGGAGAGCAGUGCCGGGUCCUGUUGCCUCAUGUACUGUGAUAACUUACUGAGGGCUUACGAAAAUGGAAAGGACACGCCGCUUAGACGUACACCAUCUCUGAAGAGAGUGGAGAUACACCUGAGCUUCAGUCGCAGUACUUUAGCAUUUUAUAGCAUUAGCGACACGAGUGGGGAAAAAACUCAUCUCCACUCCUUUACGGUGAACUUUACAGAGCCUGUCUAUCUGGCUGUUAGGAUGAUGUCGGGUCAGCCCAAAGCACACAUAACAGUUAACUAAUGAUUUCAUACAAUACUUUGGUAGUUUGUUUCAAGUCUAAAGUUAACACAUGUUCUCUGUGGGAUUUUUGUCUACUUUCUGCUUUUAAGAAAAACAUUUUUUUAAGAUUAUUUGGCAAAAUGGAGCCACACAGUUGCAACAUUUAUGUCUUUGUGUCUACUAUACUAAGGUCCAUUCAUGUGUCGUUAAAGUCAAAUUAAUGACAGAUCCCAUAAAAACUGUCCUAACAUGCGGCAUGCCCUAAAAUAUAUUUUAAUGGAUGUUAUUUGUUCCCUCUUAUGUUCACCUCUCAUGCACGCUGGUUUCAACAUUAUCGUCUAAACAAAUAAAUAAAUAAAUAAAACACAAUAUUUGAUUUUAUUAUAUGCAUUUAAUGUUGAAAACAUGAAAAAGUUAUGUUUGUUUGUCUUUACAUUUGCAUUUCAAAUAGUACAGUUCGAAAAGCAUGCUUUUCUUAUAACAUGUUUACUUUUUUUUUGCUGAAAUAAAAAAUAACAUCUACCUCU